AUUCAGCUAAAAAACACACAGCUCCUACUUUUUUGUCACAAAAUCAAAAAUCACAAGUGAACGGAAGCUCUCUCUCCAUGAUUUGGGUCAAAAAUGAGAGCUGUUGUGGCCCCGCUCCUGAGUCCUGGCUGCGGUCCUUGUGCCCAUGAAAUAGAGCCUUUACAGAGCGCCUUCUUUUAAGAAGCGAGGGUUGGAGGAGGGGGGAGUGGAGGUGGGGCUUGAACAUACAUAAGAGGCUAAGACAGUCCGCCAGUCCAAUUUGGCACAACAUCACCAGACAAUUUGCUUUUGCUUAACCUAUACGAGGACGCUGAUUGGAUCUUUCAGACCCUCCUCAUCCACUCGGAUCGGCCUUAUUUUUGGAGGAGAAAGCCUCGUCAGUGAUGAGCACAGGCAGGUUAUUCAGAACUUCAUCCUGUAUGUCGGAUGGGGACAACGUGACUGGAGGCUGGUCCCAGGGCUUUGUCCUGCAGCCUGCCUGGGACUACCUCCACCAGAACCACCACGACCUCCUGAGGAGCCCUCUGUUCCCCGUGGUGCUCUCCGUCACCACCUACUUCCUCCUGGUUGGUCUUUACACCCUGCUUGACCUGCUGGCUCCCACCUGGCCCUGCAUCAACCGCUACAGUCUCAACCCCGACAGAGUCGUCACCUGGCCUAACAUCUGGACCACCCUGGGCGUCACCAUGUACAACCACCUGCUUUACAUCUUUCCCACCGCGGUGGCCCAGUGGCUGUGGAGGCCGCCCACCCCGUUGCCCUGCGAGGCGCCCACUCUCUGGAGCUUCUUCCUGGGCAUCCUGGGCUGCACGGUGGUCUUUGACUUCCAGUAUUACCUGUGGCACCUGCUGCACCACCGGGUGCCGUGGUUGUACCGCACGUUCCACGCCGUGCACCACCAGUACAACCAACCCUUCAGCCUCGUCACCCAGUACCUGUCUGGCUGGGAGUUGUUCAGCGUGGGCUUUUGGGCUACAGUAGACCCCAUCCUGCUCCAGUGCCACUGCCUCACAACGUGGGGCUUCAUGGUCUUCAACAUCUACAUUUCCACCGAGGACCACUGCGGCUAUGACUUCCCGUGGGCCAUGCAUAAGCUGGUGCCCUUUGGCCUCUGGGGGGGCGCGCCCCAGCAUGACACUCACCACCAGCGGCCCAACACUAACUUCGCCCCUUUCUUCUCUCACUGGGACUGGCUGGGGGGCACCCACGCCGUGCCAACUCCCUCCAGCCACGCUGCCGCGGCGGAGCCAGACCUGAUGAAAGGGAGGAAAGAAUAAAGAGCUAAAGAGAAUUAAUCUCUCAUUGACUCUGUCGCUCUUUUACUCAAAGUGUCUCUUUUGUACCUGCUCUCACUCCAUCACUUUCUCUCUUUCCCGUCUGUCUUUUUGGUAUUAUCAUAUUGACUCACCAUACUUUGAUUUCCUCCACUGCUCUCUAACAGAACAUCUUCUGAUUAUCAGUCUAACAUUUGACUACCUGGUAAGUUGUUGAGAAGAAUGAUCUAGUAUAGAUUAGUCUGUACUGUACAUUUAUCUCUUACUCAUAGAGAUGUCCCUUGGUGUAAUCUUACCGUAUUCUCAGGUCUGUUAUGUUUCCAUAACAUGUUUUGAGCUCUUAUGGAUUAUUUUGCUGAUGGUAGAUGGUGUGAUCUGUCACAGUGAUUACACACACGUUAACACAUACAUUGUCCCUCUCUCCCUGCCUGCUCAGCACUGACCCUCUCACUCACACGCAUGAAUAGCGGUCUUUCAGCUGCACAUGCGUGGGCGCAAUACUAAUCUAUCGCCCUCUCUUUGAGACGCUCUUAUACUGGAUGAGUUCUUAAAAAAACUCCCCCCAAAAAGACAAUACCUUUGUGAAACAGCUGAGAAAAUAAAAAUGGAAUAUUUUCAUUAUGUCUUGUGUUAUCUUUGAAAUAUCUUGUCUUAUCUUAUGUUAUCUUAUGUUGGACCGAGAUUACAAUGAGAAUUUUUCCAUUGAUUUCACAUUUUAGAAUAAAUCAAAGUAAAGUCAUGUGGCUCAGAAAUAAUGUGUAAAUCAAAUACAUUUCUAAUGAAGCACUGACUACUUUAACAACUUCUUUUUUACUUUGAUGUAGUAUUACUUGCAUUUCAACAAACAAACCAGCAGAGGUCCCUUGUCCUCCAGUCAGAGAGACAAGGCUUCAAACACAGCCACUUCUACUACUAAAUUUGUUUUGACAGAUUAAUCUCUAGGGUACCACAAGACACACUUUUUUCCUUUGUGUGGUAGCGAACAGUGUCUAAUAAUGUGUGUGUCAUAGUAUCGUGGUGUGGUGGUGAUCUACACUGUGACUGUUCUCUUCUUUGUUUCCAUUCGCCUGUUUACACUGGCUGUCAGAACUGGUUUGACGUGUUUCUCAUUCACAAGGGAACUGACG
Sebastes umbrosus (honeycomb rockfish) is the source of this 2401-nucleotide messenger RNA. RefSeq names its product cholesterol 25-hydroxylase like 2 (gene ch25hl2). The record is from RefSeq and is a predicted model, not a curated record. Gene Ontology annotation, molecular function: iron ion binding; steroid hydroxylase activity; C-4 methylsterol oxidase activity. Gene Ontology annotation, biological process: sterol biosynthetic process; cholesterol metabolic process. The transcript has a single exon. The coding region runs from base 384 to 1277 and encodes 297 amino acids. Lineage: Eukaryota; Metazoa; Chordata; Actinopteri; Perciformes; Sebastidae.